AAAUCAGCUGUAGCGAAUAUAGCAAGUUCCAGCAUCACUCUUCGCCACUCCUAAUCCCCUCGAUAAGCUUUUGAUAUUGCAAUGUCGACCACCGCCAGAAUCCAUCCGACGGCCUCCGCUGUGCUCUCCUCCACCACCAAACACCACCUCCGGCCACCUCCCAACGCUGUCGUAUUCAGAACCAAUCCCAACUCCCUGCGGCGCCACGGCACAACAAGAACCCUCACGGUGGCAAUGGCCGCCCCUCUCGACGUUUGUGCCAAGGCUUCCAUUACUGUUCCCAACAAGCUCGGCGACUGUCCCUUCUGUCAAAGGGUGUUGCUGACACUAGAGGAAAAGCAUCUCCCUUAUGACCUGAAGUUGGUAGACUUGGGCAACAAGCCAGAAUGGUUCUUAAAAAUUUACCCAGAAGGUAAAGUUCCUGUGGUAAAACUUGAUGAGAAGUGGGUUGCGGAUUCUGAUAUUAUUACACAAGCACUGGAAGAAAAAUACCCUGAUCCACCUCUGGCAAUGCCCCCUGAGAAGGCUUCAGUUGGAUCGAAGAUCUUCUCUACUUUUAUCGGUUUCCUUAAGAGCAAAGACGCCAAGGAUGGAACAGAAGAAGCAUUGCUAAAUGAACUUAAGUCUUUCAAUGAUUAUCUCAAAGAAAACGGUCCUUUUAUCAAUGGGAAAGUGGUUUCUGCUGCUGAUUUUUCACUUGGACCCAAGUUGUAUCAUCUAGAGAUUGCUCUGGGGCAUUUCAAAGAUUGGUCAAUUCCCGAUUCUCUUCCAUAUGUGAAGUCUUACAUGAAGAGUAUAUUCUCACUGGAUUCAUUCGUUAAAACUAGUGCCCUGAAAGAAGAUGUCAUUGCGGGUUGGCGUCCAAAAGUCUUUGGUUAAAAUGUCUUGCUGCUGUUAUCUCUAGGUAUCUAUCUAAACUUUACCUGCACUGUACCUUAAUAAAGUCAAUGGUUUCUCUAUUACUAACCUCUGUAUUGGAGGCCACAUUGUAAGAGGAGAGUAUCAGUACACUGAGUUCAUAGAUUCAGGUGGGAAAAAGAAAAAACAAAGAAAAAAAAGGUCAUGACGGGUGUAGAACAGGGAUUGUUGCGUGUAUUAUAAUUUAGGAACUCCUCACGUAAGUGUGUCUGUAGAAUUACUAAGGGGAUUGAAAUGUUAAUGCAGAUAUUGGAAUAUGUUGAUGUUUGACA
Molecule: messenger RNA, 1190 nt
Organism: Pyrus x bretschneideri (Chinese white pear)
Lineage: Eukaryota; Viridiplantae; Streptophyta; Magnoliopsida; Rosales; Rosaceae
Product: glutathione S-transferase DHAR3, chloroplastic
Exons: 6
Coding region: 82-879 (265 amino acids)
Biological process (GO): protein glutathionylation; ascorbate glutathione cycle; cellular oxidant detoxification
Molecular function (GO): glutathione dehydrogenase (ascorbate) activity
Source: RefSeq, a predicted model, not a curated record